AAGACUUCUACACACUUACUGUCGCUGCUAACAAACCAUCAAAACCCUAAAACCUUGAUCUUCAAUCCAUUUCAUGCAAUAUGGCUUCCGAUGAUGACAUGGAGGAUUAUGGAUUUGACUAUUCGGAUGAAGAGCAAGAGGAGCAAGACAUUGAUAUUGAGAAUCAAUAUUACAAUUCAAAAGGUAUGAUUCAAACUAAUUUAGAAGGUGCACUUGCUGGUUUCACUCAAGUGGUGGAAAUGGAACAAGAAAAGACAGAAUGGGGAUUUAAAGCUCUAAAACAAACUGUCAAGCUAUAUUGUCAAAUGGGAAGGUACAAAGAGAUGAUGGACGCAUAUAGGAAGAUGUUGACAUAUAUUAAGUCAGCAGUGACUCGUAACUAUAGUGAAAAAUGCAUAAGCAACAUUAUGGACUAUGUCUCAAGUUCAGUAAGCCAAAACUUUUCCCUUCUUCAAGAAUUCUACCAGACAACUUUAAGGGCCAAUGAAAAAGCAAAGAAUGAGAGAUUGUGGUUUAAGACAAAUCUAAAGCUUUGUAAGAUUUAUUUUGAUGUUGGUGAAUAUGCACGCAUGAGUAAGAUCUUAAAAGAGCUUCACAAUUCUUGUAAAAGAGAAGAUGGGACAUAUGACCAUAACAAAGGAACUCAACUUUUGGAGAUAUAUGCUAUAGAGAUUCAAAUGUACACAAAGACCAAGAACAACAUCAAACUUAAGCAACUUUACAAAAAAUCACUCACUGUUAAGUCAGCAAUUCCCCAUCCAAGGAUAAUGGGAAUAAUCCAUGAAUGUGGGGGGAAAAUGCAUAUGGUGGAGCACCAAUGGGUAGAAGCAACUACUGAUUUCUUUGAAGCUUUUAAAAAUUAUGAUGAAGCUGGGAAUCAAAGACGUAUCCAAUGCUUAAAGUACCUUGUUCUUGCUAACAUGUUGAUGGAGUCUGAAGUAAAUCCGUUUGAUGGGCAGGAAGCUAAGUCAUACAAGAAUGACCCUGAAAUUUUGGUCAUGACAAAUUUAAUAGCAGCUUAUCAACGAAAUGAAAUAUUGGAAUUCGAGGAAAUCUUGAAGAAUAACAGAGGAACAAUUAUGGAUGAUCCAUUUAUUAGAAAUUAUAUUGAAGAUUUGUUGAGGAAUAUUAGAACACAAGUCUUGUUGAAGCUCAUCAAACCAUAUACGAGGAUUAAGAUUUCUUUCAUAUCUAAGGAACUUAAUGUUCCUGAGCAAGAUGUUGAGCAACUAUUGGUCUCACUGAUUUUGGAUAAUAAAAUUCAAGGACAUAUUGAUCAAGUGAACCGGAUAUUAGAAUGCUAUGAUAGGUCUAAAGGAAUGAAAAAAUACAAUGUUGUUGACAAAUGGAACACACAACUUAAAUCUCUUUAUAAAACUAUUUGCAAAAGAGUUGCUUAAAACAUCCACCGGCUUGUACUUUUGUCAUGUGAAUUAUUGUAAGCUACAAUGGGGAGGGAGAUAUGA
This is a messenger RNA of Cajanus cajan (pigeon pea), 1466 nucleotides long. Its product is annotated as COP9 signalosome complex subunit 2. The record is from RefSeq and is a predicted model, not a curated record. NCBI's taxonomy places the organism in Eukaryota, Viridiplantae, Streptophyta, Magnoliopsida, Fabales, Fabaceae.